Myodes glareolus (Bank vole) is the source of this 925-nucleotide messenger RNA. Lineage: Eukaryota; Metazoa; Chordata; Mammalia; Rodentia; Cricetidae. The record is from RefSeq and is a predicted model, not a curated record.
UUGAUUCAUUCUCUGUGUGUUCUGCCUUAGUCAUUUGAAACAGAAUGGACAGCGAGCAAAAGGUCAAAGCUGUUGUUGCUGGUUGCAUAUAUUCAGGGCCACAACUGACAACAGAGCCUUAGGAAAAUCAUAAUAUUAAAUAUGGCAAAAUGUUUGGUCAAGAUCCGGACUCAACGAAGCCUCCACUUGCACAUGAUGAACCACUGCAGCAGUAAUGUGUUUGUCCGUCUGCUAAAACAUGGCUCCAAGGUCAUACCUCGAAAUGCUGGUGCUCCACUGCCUAGAGUGGAUGUUUCUGAGUCCUUAAUUGCCAACUCAGAAGAGAAUGGAACUCAGUGGGCAGAUCCUCUGAGUGAAGAGGAAGACAGAGUAGAAGGAGACCCCUUGACCAUCUCUGAACUAGCAAAGAAUGCCAGGCUGUUCCAUACGCCAGUGGAUGAUGAUGAAAUCGACGUGCUCUUCGACUGUCCAUCUAGGCUCGAGUUAGAAAGAGAAGACACAGAUUCCUUUGAGGAACUGGAAGCAGAUGAAAAUGCCUUUUUGAUGGCUGAAGAGGAGGAGCUGAAGGAAACUCAUGAGGCUAUGUCAUGGAGUUACUACAUCCUGAGCGGCCGUAUAUGGGUCAACCCUAUAGUGAAGUGUUGCACCAGGCUCCUUGUGGUGGGCCUGGGACUGCUGCUGUUUGUAUUUCCCCUGAUCCUCCUCCUUUUGGAGUCAGUCUCUAUGCCAUAAAGGGAAUCAGCAGAACCUGCACAUGAUGGACCCAUCCAAGAUUUGUUUUCCACAUUCCAGAUUCAGUAGCUGACUGGGUAGAUAAGUUCACGAGUGAGCCCAGAGGAGCUCAGCAGUCAUCACCUCCGAGAAGAAGAAAGAAACAUCACUUGGGCCUUAAGAUUCAACUGUAUUCACCCAUCCGUUAGUAAAG